Messenger RNA from Camelina sativa (false flax), 306 nucleotides. RefSeq names its product putative defensin-like protein 9. Gene Ontology annotation, biological process: defense response. The record is from RefSeq and is a predicted model, not a curated record. Lineage: Eukaryota; Viridiplantae; Streptophyta; Magnoliopsida; Brassicales; Brassicaceae.
AGCUCUCUACUUGUUUUCUCUUAAUUUUCUCGCUUAAUCAAUUAUCAAAGAAAAAGAAAAAUGAAGAGCUCUAUGCAGUUUAUCUCUACACUCUUCUUCCUAUUCCUACUUGUCGGACCAGGUGUGAUGAAGAUGGUUGAAGGACAACCCCAAAUGUGCGAAGCCGAAAGCAUCAACUUCACCGGAUAUUGCGUGAAAUGGAGGACUUGCAAGCGAGUGUGUAUGAGCGAAGGUUUCCCUGAUGGUAAAUGCAAAGGAGAUUUAUUUUCCAGGAAAUGUAUGUGCAGGAAGCCUUGUGCUAUGUAA